Messenger RNA from Dermacentor silvarum, 1559 nucleotides. RefSeq names its product acetylcholinesterase. Gene Ontology annotation, molecular function: acetylcholinesterase activity. The transcript is spliced from 5 exons. Gene Ontology annotation, cellular component: plasma membrane. The coding region runs from base 1 to 915 and encodes 304 amino acids. The record is from RefSeq and is a predicted model, not a curated record. Lineage: Eukaryota; Metazoa; Arthropoda; Arachnida; Ixodida; Ixodidae. Gene Ontology annotation, biological process: choline metabolic process; acetylcholine catabolic process.
AUGGAAAUGCUCAAGCGGACGCAGCUGCCCGAUCUGCCCACGACGGCGUACAAGAGUGACGGCGCCGAAGGUGCCGUUCGCUUGGCGACCAGCCUGCAGUGCCCCGCGGACCUGGUGACCGAGGCCUCGCUGCGGUGCCUGCAGAACGCGUCCGUGGACGCGGUCGCCCGCAGCAAGAUGGCGCCCAGGUUCGCGCCAGUGUUCAACAGGGCGCCGCUGACGAGUCCGCAGAUACGGGAGCGCUGGAUGCUAAGUCUUGUAACGGCCACGGUCCCGCGCGCAACGCAGCUGACGGGGCCGCAGGGCAAGGAGUUUCUGCUGGGACGAGUGGAGCGGGAGGGCGCCUACCCGUGGUUCCUGGAGCAGCAGCGCUCCGGCACCGGCGACCCCCAACAGCUGGCCGCGAGGCUGGUCGGCUACGAGAUGCUGGAGCGCUGGCAGAACGCCACGGGCGUCGCGCUGGACGUGGCCACCAGCGACGCAACGUACCAGGAGGCCGUGGGGGACGUUCUCGAGGCGUGCCCCAUGUCCGAACUAGCCGAGCAGCUUCGCGCGUGGAAGAACCGCGUGUACGCCUACGUGCUGGGUUACCGGCCCACGUACUCCAGCUGGACGGAGGAGACCGAGGCCGUCCACUUCGAAGACAUGGAGCUGGUGUUCGGCUUGCCGCUCACGCCCGACACGCCCUCUGGCGAGCUCGACAAGCAGUGGUCCAGGACCAUGAUACGUGUGUGGUCCACCUUUGCGCGCACGGGGAGAAUGCCCGUUCUGAUGACGACCAAGUGGCCGGAAUUCGACAUGCUCCGACUCGCCACCAUAAAGCUGGGGCCCAAGGAAGUCACCGGGCAGCGAGACCCCAAGUGGCAGCGCUGCCGGGCAUUGCGAGACUCGAGCGCCACGGCUUCGUUGAGUUGAGGGAGGCCACCCGGCCUGCCCGUGGCCUCCGAGAUCUUCAACGGGCGUGACCGAUCUCGGGGGUCAUAUUUAACUCUUUUUGACGAGUGCAAACCACGCGAUGCGGCGUCGACCACCUCACGGCUGCUCGCUUUCAAUCGACGCCAAAUGUGCAGUUAGUCGCGUUAGCGAGUCGAAGUGCUCGUGUGCGCGGAGAUAUUAAACGUCAGUUUCAUAUCGACGUCGUGCUCUUGUACGAUAAUCGGAGAGUUGUAGUAGCGGCACAGCGAAAUUGAAUACCACUGAAACCGUGCUUACGAUCCCCGGCUUCGAGUCGCUAACCCACCCUGUCCUCUACGCCUGCGCCAGCUAGGUGCCUGGUUCGCGGCGCCGGAUAUAUUGUAUGAUGGUAGAGCGACCACUGGGAAAAUCGGUGUUACCAUGUUCGAAUUCGUGUGAGAACCCAAUAUGGGAAGCCCCGGAUAUGUUCUUCGUAUGGGUUCCACGGACCCAUACAGAGGCGCGUAUAGAUGGGAAAGACUGGAAGGAGGAUUCCACACGACUUCUGCAUCAGCCGGGCGAGCAGAGGUUGUUAUAAGGCUGCAGGAUGGUGUGAAGCAUUCCUGGUAAACAAAGGAGUGCCGAAGUGACAUUUCUGGCUUGUC